AUGAUGACACCGUUGCAUAGAGCAUGUUUUUACGGUCAUAUAGAAUCAGCAAGGCUACUGUUGGAACAUGAUGCUAAUCCAGUUUGUAAAGAUGAUACAGAAGCCAUUCCAUUGGCAUAUGCCUGUCGUGGCGGUCAUCUUAACUUGAUGAUGAUGUAUUUUGAUGAAUUUUCUGAUCAUGAUAAAUUAGAAGAAGUCAUUACUGCUAAAGAUGGCGAAGGAAACACGAUAUUACAUUUGGCUGUAUCAUCAGCGAAUCUUAAACUCAUCGAUCUAUUACUAGCUAAAGGUUGCGAUCAUUCUGCAACGCGAAAUGAUGGACAGUCGGCUGUGCACAUCGCUGCUCGAACGGGUAGUAUUGAAAUAUUGAGAAGAUUAGUUGAAUAUGGAGCAGAUUUAUAUGCUGUUGAUAUAGAAUCAGAGAAUGUAUUACAUAAAGCAGCGUUUCAUAAUAAAGAAAAUAUCCUCGAUUAUGUUUUAUCCAUUCCCAAAGAUAAUUUUUCGAGUUUUAUUAAUCAAACAAAUCGUACUGGCCUUACACCGUUGUUAUUAGCCUCGGAACGUGGUCAUGCAUGGUGUAUUCAUUUGCUAUUACAAUAUGGUGCUGAUAUGUUUUCUCAUCGUGAUAAACGUGAACGAAGUGCACUAUGGUUAGCAUCAAUGGCAAAUCAUUUGGAAGCUGUUCAAGAACUAAUAAAUUUCGCUCAAACUCAAACAACAUCAACAAAAGAUUAUUUAACAAUAUCGAUCAAUGAAAUGGAUAGAUAUAAUAAGGCUCCGAUUCAUAUUGCUGCUGAAUGUGGAAAUGUUGAAAUUGUUCAUGUAUUAUUAGAAAAUGGUGGUAAAUUAACAAUGAAAACGGAUGAAGAACAAACUCCAUUAAUGUUAUGUGCUAAAAAAUGUCGUGUAGAAGUUGUUAAAUUAAUUAUUGAUUAUGUUAAUGCAAAUUAUAAAACAUUGAGAGAUAAAUUAAAUAUUAUGGAAGAACGAGAUGAUACAUCAAAUACAGCAUUACACAUUGCAUGUGCAGAAGGACAUUCAGCAAUAAUCAAAUUAUUACUUGAACAAAAUGUUGAUAUUCAAGCAAGAAAUAUGAUAUCGUGGAUGCCAAUACAUUGUGCAAGUGAACGUGGUCAUUAUACAAGUGUCAAAGUUCUAUUAGAAAAUCGAAGUCUGGUUGAUCCUGUUGACAAAAAUCAGCAAACACCACUACAUUUAGCAGCAAAAAAUGGUCAUAGUGAAAUAAUUAAAUUAUUAUUAAAUAACGGUGCUAAAAUUGAUAAAUGUACGUCGGAUGGUGAUAAUUGUCUUGAUUUAGCUAUUUUGAAUAAUCAAUAUUUAGCAGCUGAAACACUGGUUUCUCAUGAAGAUUGGUGUUUAAUAAUGAGAAAUGCCAAAUAUGAUCCAAAAUUACAGCGAAUGGAUACACCGUUGAGAAAAUUAAUUAGAAAAAUGCCUGAUGUUGCAUUGAUUGUACUAAACAAUUGUUGUAAAACUACCCCUAUAGAGCAAAAACAAACAAAAGAUUCGGAAAAAAAUCAUAUCAAUAUACUACAAUUAUCUCAUCAAGACGAUGCAACACAACAAACCAAGAAAUAUAAAUUAGAAUAUACUUAUGAAUUUUUGGAUGAUCAAUUUAAUCAAUGGGAAAAAGAAACAGAGAAUAGAGAAGAUAUCUAUGAGCCUGAUGGUCGAUUAUAUCCAUGGGUUUAUAGUCAAAUAAUUGAUCGUAAAAAAUUACAACAAAAUCAUCCACUCAUGUUAAUGGUUGAAAAAAAUCGUGAACGUUUACUCGAUCAUCCAAUUGUUCAUUCAUUACUUGAUUAUAAAUGGAAAUUAUAUGCUGGAUAUGUUUAUUAUUUAAAUUUUUUAUUUUAUUUAAUAUUUGUUGGUAUCCUUACAUCCUAUGUAUUUUUAUCUAUUGCACCAUAUCAUUUUGGUGUUACUCAUGAUCAAAUGAAACAAUUAUCAUGUAAAAAUAUAUGUAUGUCUAUUAUAGAAAAUCGUACAAUAGAAAUUAAUGAACGUCGUUCACGUAUUUUGGCAAUUCAUAUCGUUCAAUGGACGGUUAUUGUAUUAGCUUCAUUACAGAUAAUUAAAGAAAUAUUUCAAAUGAUAUCAGAACAACUUGAUUAUAUUAAUUUUGAAAAUCUUGUGGAACUAAGUGCAUUCGUUUUAGCUAUUCUGUUCACAAUUGAUUUUAAUUCAUGUUCAAGAGAAAUUGGUUAUAGAUGUUCUACACAAUGGCAAUUAGGUUCACUGGCUGUAUUUUUGUCUUGGUUUUCCCUUGUAUUAUUUAUUCAAAAAUUUCCACGUUUUGGAAUAUUUGUGGUGAUGUUGACUGAUAUAUUAAGAACCUUCUCAAGAUUUUUUCUAGUAUUUUUCUUGUUUGUUAUUGGUUUUGCAUUAGCAUUUCACAUGUUAUUACAAAAUCAUAAUCCAUUUCAACGUUUCGGUGACUCUUUAUUAAAAACGUGUGUGAUGAUGGUCGGCGAACUUGAAUAUGAAGGUAUAUUUCACAGUGAAGAACCAAACUAUUUUGCAAUUACAUAUUUAUUUUUUAUUAUAUUCAUUAUUGUGAUGUCAGUUAUCAUUAUGAAUUUAUUAAUUGGUUUAGCCGUUGAUGAUAUAUCGAGUGUUAUGCGCUCAGCACUACUCAAACGUUUAGCUAUGCGUGUAAAAUUAACUUUAGAUGUUGAACGACAACUACCAAGAAAUUCUUUUUUCAGAACUAUCCGUCGUUCUCGUACGGUAACCUAUCACAAAUCGAAACUGCAAAAAUUCUUAUCAAAAUUUUUACGUAUUCAAACCACAACAAAUUACGAUAAACAAUAUUUACUUUUAGACGCCUAUGGUCUCAUUAAUACAAAUAAAGGUACAAAAAGUCAAGUAGGUGGAACAGACGUCUUAAUGCUGAAUGAUACAAAUAAAGAUGCAACUACCUCCAUCGGAACAGGAGCCUCAAUCAUAAAUCAGAUCGAUUGGAUUCAAACGUUUCAUAGUAAAAUCAGCGAAAAAUAUAAUGAAUUUAAUCGACAUAUGAACGACUUAAAAAUUCAACAAGAUAAAAUAAAUACAAUUUUGCAACAAUAUUCACAAUCAUCAACAAAAAGUAGACAAAGUUCACACUUAACAUUUGCACCAGUUACAACAUAA
This is a messenger RNA of Didymodactylos carnosus, 3156 nucleotides long. Lineage: Eukaryota; Metazoa; Rotifera; Eurotatoria; Philodinida; Philodinidae. The record is from the annotation of a GenBank genome assembly.